UAGGAAUAGGGAUAGACUGUCCAAAAUAUGUUUCUAUGCUUCUUUAUUAAAGUAUAAAAGGCCGGAAGUAGUCCCAUCAUACAUCACGAGCUGUGCUUCCACAUCCAUGUUCACCUGUAAGAGGCGCUAAACACUCACUCCGAGCUAAACGUUUCGCAAUUCUCCUGGUUUGUCCCUCACUGUAUUCCGUAGUCAUUCUAAAAAAACAUGGCAUCGCACACAAGUAAGGUAGUUCUGUUCGUAGGUCGAAUAAAUGUUUCUGGUCUUGGACUUCAGAAACCUGUGAGCAGAGUCACAUACACGACCAGUUUCUUUGCAAAUUCUUCUGGUGGAAAGAAAGGCCGUUUUGAUAAGGAUGGUCAAGGAUUCGUUAAAAGACCCAGGAGAGCUCCAGCGCAGCCCAGGACAGAAAAGAUGCCGGUGGAUCAGGACUGGACUUCCGUUUUUCCAACAGCGACCACCUUCAGACCAAGCUCUGUCCCCCUGCCUCUGCGGAUGGGCUACCCUAUGAAGGGAGCCGUUCCUCUACCGAAGAUGGGCAACUUGGAGCUGAUCAAGAUACCAAACUUUCUGCAUUUGACACCAGGAGCCAUCAAGAAACAUUGUGAAGCUCUGAAAUCGUUCUGUACAGAGUGGCCCUCUGUGUUGGAUACGGAUGCCAAAUGUGACGAGCACUUCCCCAUCAAAGUAGAAAGCACAGACUACGUGUCUGCCGGCCCGUCUGUGAGAAACCCUUCAGCUCGUAUUGUUCAUCUCAAAGUGAAACUGUCCCACUUUAAUCUGGAUGACCAUGCACGCAAGAAAAUGAUCAAACUUGUUGGAGCGAGAUACUGCAAAGACACUGAUAUCCUCAGCAUGACAGCGGACAGCUGCCCAUUGAGACAGCAGAACUAUGAAUAUGCCCUGUACCUGCUGACCGUCCUUUACCACGAGUCUUGGAAAACGGAGGACUGGGAGGCCGAGAAGAGUUUGGCAGACAUGGAGGAGUACAGCUGGGAGGACAGCCCGUCCCAAAAGAACAUGUUGGAUAUUCUAGUACGCAUGAAAGUGGCCGGGGAAGAAGAAGAAGGCGAGGAAGUGCGAGAGCAGCUGCUGGGAAAAAGCGAGGUGCAGGAGUACAAGGACUCAGUCAUGAAGUUGAAGAAUGAAGGAAUGAACGAGCGCACCAUGCUGCAGUACAAAGAGGCUGUCGUCAAAGUGCUCAACCUGUAACGCAGCGUCGUGUGCAAAUGUAUUUACAUGAAGAUGGUGAUCAAAAGCAGCAGGGACCAGAAAAACAUUAAAUACUUGUGGCCUCAUCUAUCCUUUUGGACUCCAUCUAUGCACCAGUAACACAAAGAAGAGAUUACUGUUCCAUUGUACAAGAGGACAUUACAUCUAAUGUAUUUAUUUUCCAAAAUACUGUCAUAUUAGGUGUAUCAUGCUGUCUUUAAUACAAAUACAAAUAAAAGCCUCAUCUAAGCUG
Cottoperca gobio is the source of this 1465-nucleotide messenger RNA. It is a transcript of the gene mrps35, whose product is annotated as mitochondrial ribosomal protein S35. The record is from RefSeq and is a predicted model, not a curated record. Gene Ontology annotation, biological process: mitochondrial translation. The transcript is spliced from 8 exons. Gene Ontology annotation, cellular component: mitochondrial small ribosomal subunit. NCBI's taxonomy places the organism in Eukaryota, Metazoa, Chordata, Actinopteri, Perciformes, Bovichtidae. Bases 208 to 1212 code for a protein of 334 amino acids. Gene Ontology annotation, molecular function: structural constituent of ribosome.